AAUACAGUAGUACUUUGAAUCAAAACAAAAAAAAAAUGAAUUGCCUGAAAAAUCGUCAUAUUUCUCUGAUAUAUCGAUGGCAAAAUUGCAGUUAUGGUACGUCAUCGAAUCAGAUAUCGAGAGUGAUGAAGAAACUUUCGCUCAUGGGAAAAAAGGAAAAGAAAGUGUGGUAUGAAUCAACCGAUUCUUCAUCAACCAUUCAUGCUCUGUCGACAGCCAACAUUCCGAAGAAACGAGAGCCUACAAAACAAGGACUGCGGAGAAUCAAUAUGUUGGAAAAACUCUUUAUGCGAAAUAUCACUGAUUUGAUGGCAACAGGAGACAUAUCAGAAGAGUUAUUGGGUAAAGGCAUUCAGAUUACUAAAGUCAAGGUUGCGCAAGACUUCAAAAUGGUAAACGUUAUGUGGGUUGCCAGCGGGAAAAUAGAAAACGACAUGGAAAUAGAGAAAACUUUGAAAAGAACAGCGGGUUUAUUGAAACACGAAUUAUCGCAGCUUCGAGUGAUGGGCGUUGUUCCAUUCAUAAACUUUGUGAAGGAUAAAAAAGCAACACGUGUGAAUGAAGUAGAGGAAUUGCUGAAGAUAGCCGACUAUCCAGAAGAUCACAAACCAAUUAUGAUGGCUGACAGACUAAGAGAAGAUCUUGAAUUGCGAAGCACGUUAUCGCCCGAAGUUGUGAAGAAAAUAAAAGCACUCGAAGCAAUUGAAGAUGAAGAACUUGACGAAAAUCCCUUACCCGAAAUGCAACAUAAUGUUUUUGGAUUGAAUCAAGCGGAUAUUUUGAAGAAAAUCAGUAGAGAAAAAGACAAAGUGAGAGCAGCUUGGGAAGUGUACGAGGGAAAAAGUUCAUGCAUUAAUGUAGGACAAAAUGUUGAAAAUCUCAAACUUCAAUCCGCCGAAUCUGAAGAAAUGUUGAGAUCAAAGUUCAAAAAGUAUCUAGAAUCAAAAGACUUUAACAAAACAGACAGAAAAAGGUUCAAAUUAAACUCCAUAAAUUCCUAUGAAACUGCACAGUUUGAAGAUGUAGGAGAUGAGGAUAUCAAUUUCAGAGAUGAAGAUUAUCUGGAUGAAUUCGAAGAUGAUUUUUCAACAACAAAAAAACAAUAGUAUUUCUUUAGGCUUUUCCAGGGGCGUAGCAAGGCGAAAAUUUUUGGAAGGGCAAACAGAACAAAUAAAAUUUUUUAUCCCCAAAUUCUGAAAAAUUCCUU
Molecule: messenger RNA, 1207 nt
Organism: Culicoides brevitarsis
Lineage: Eukaryota; Metazoa; Arthropoda; Insecta; Diptera; Ceratopogonidae
Exons: 1
Coding region: 36-1106 (356 amino acids)
Biological process (GO): rRNA processing
Source: RefSeq, a predicted model, not a curated record